UUAUACACGUCGGCCUGGCGAGCAGGACCUUAGCAGUUGUGGCCUGGGCCUAGACGGGUGAAGGCAGUAGGUGCCGCGGGCCUCCGACCCCCGCCCUCGUCGGUUCUCUCUCCCCACGUACGCCGGGCCGCCGGCCGCAGCCUCACCCGCUUCCCCGUGGCUUCUGUGCGUCCGCCGCGGGCCGUCGCGAUGCGGCUGGACCCGAGGCCCGCGGCGCUGGGCUUGCUGCUGCUGUGCGCCGCGACGGCGGGCGCCGGGGACGCCGAGGAGCUGCACUACCCGCACGGCGAGCACCGCGCUGACUACGACCGGGAGGCGCUGCUGGGCGGCCAGGAAGAAGUCGAUGAGUAUGUCAAGCUCAGUCCCGAAGAACAGCACAAAAGACUGAAGUCCAUCAUAAAGAAGAUCGACUUGGAUUCUGAUGGUUUUCUCACCGAAAGUGAACUCAGUUCCUGGAUUCAGAUGUCUUUUAAACAUUAUGCUAUGCAAGAAGCAAAGCAGCAGUUCGUUGAAUACGAUAAAAACAGUGAUGGCAGUGUGUCGUGGGAUGAGUACAACAUCCAGAUGUACGACCGUGUGAUUGACUUUGAUGAGAACAUGGCUCUGGAUGACGCGGAGGAAGAGUCUUUCCGGCAGCUUCAUUUAAAGGACAAGAAACGAUUUGAAAAAGCUAACCAGGAUUCCAGUCCUGGUUUGAAUCUUGAAGAAUUUAUUGCUUUUGAACAUCCUGAAGAAGUUGAUUACAUGACGGAAUUUGUUAUUCAGGAGGCUCUAGAUGAACAUGACAAAAAUGGUGAUGGAUUUGUUAGUUUGGAAGAAUUCCUUGGUGACUACAGACGGGACCCAACAGCAACUGAAGAUCCAGAGUGGAUACUUGUUGAGAAAGAUAGAUUCCAGAAUGAUUAUGACAAAGAUGCUGACGGCAGGCUUGAUCCCCAAGAGCUAUUGUCUUGGGUAGUACCCAAUAAUCAAGGCAUUGCCCAAGAAGAGGCUCUUCAUCUAAUUGAUGAGAUGGAUUUGAAUAGUGAUAAAAAACUCUCUGAAGCAGAGAUUCUGGAAAACCAGGAUUUGUUUCUUACCAGUGAAGCCACAGAUUACGGCAGGCAGCUUCAUGAUGAAUAUUUCUAUCAUGAUGAACUCUAAUCCCUAGGACACCUGAGUAGAGCGCUGACUCCUUUUUAAUAAUUUGUUACCAGCUUUACUUUUGUGAUAUGAUAGUGAUGUUAUAUUUCACACUCU
Messenger RNA from Erinaceus europaeus (western European hedgehog), 1239 nucleotides. It is a transcript of the gene RCN2, whose product is annotated as reticulocalbin 2. NCBI's taxonomy places the organism in Eukaryota, Metazoa, Chordata, Mammalia, Eulipotyphla, Erinaceidae. Bases 190 to 1143 code for a protein of 317 amino acids. The record is from RefSeq and is a predicted model, not a curated record. Gene Ontology annotation, cellular component: endoplasmic reticulum. The transcript is spliced from 7 exons. Gene Ontology annotation, molecular function: calcium ion binding.